This is a messenger RNA of Parnassius apollo (apollo), 1098 nucleotides long. The record is from the annotation of a GenBank genome assembly. NCBI's taxonomy places the organism in Eukaryota, Metazoa, Arthropoda, Insecta, Lepidoptera, Papilionidae.
AUGAGCGGCACCAUGUAUUUUGGAGGCGUAGAAGGGGGAGCGACCCACUCGAACCUGGUCAUCUGUGACCGGAACGGUGAAGUGCUGGGUCAAGCCAAAGGACCAGGGACUAACCACUGGGCUCUGGGCGUAGAAAAAUGUGCGCAAAGGAUAAUAUCCAUGCUCCACGCCGCGAAAGAAAACGCCGGAAUACCGGUUGACGUACCGUUAGAUUCCCUGGGCUUGACGCUGUCCGGGUGCGAGCAGGAGAGCAGCAACGCGGAGCUAGCCGCCCGCGUGCUAGAGAAGGACAGCUAUAGCACCCGCGCUAUCUACGUCGCAUCAGACACGGCCGGGUCGUUGUUCACUGGUGCGCCGAAUGGAGGAAUGGUUUUGAUUGCUGGGACGGGUUCCAAUGCAUUGCUUCGGACUCCGGACGGCAAGCAACAUGGCUGCGGUGGCUGGGGUUAUCUUCUAGGAGAUGAAGGUGGAGCUUAUUGGAUCGCUCAUCGGGCGGUGAAGUACGUGUUCGACGAUGUGGACGGCUUACGUGCCUCCCCCCAUCCAACGAACAGAGUGUGGGAGGUCAUCCGGGAGCAUUUCAACGCGGACUCCAGAGCCGAUUUGUUGCCACACUCCUACAAGCAUUUCGACAAGUCACAUUUUGCCGGUCUGACAGCGAAGCUCUCCGCACUGGCUGUACAGGGCGACGCUCUGUGCAUGCACCUGUUUUCGGAAGCUGGAGCCGCUCUAGCAGCACACAUCGCAGCCUUAUGUUCACGAUCUGCGUUGCCCAGCGUACGCGUAGUUUGCGUUGGCUCCGUGUGGAACAGUUGGAAUACGCUCAAGUCGGGCGUUUUACAGCAGUUGGCUGAGAGACGGGUGAAAACAGAACUAGAGUUAGUUCGUUUACGAGUGUCUAGUGCGAUGGGAGCGUGCUGGCUCGCCGCUAAACACGUUAACUACGACUUGCCACGUGAUGACUCCGCGUUCUGCGAAGUGUUCUACACUUACCGACCCAGUGAGUUAGUAAAUGGUGAGAACGGUAAAAUAAAUGGUAAAUGCAUCGAAAACGGCAUCCAGGGCUGCGGAUGCGAGGAUUGGUGCAACUGGAGCUAG